CUGUCAAUCUCAUCUGGUUUCUAGUGAACUGCCUGAAUUCUCGAAGAUUUUAGUAUUUUUAGAGUGUUUUAUCAUUAUAAGUGGGAUUAGAUUUAAAUUGUACAUUUAGUAAUUUUGUUUACAACAAAAUAUACUCAAAAUGUCUGUAAUGGAAUUUCUAAAGGAUUUGCCUUCGUACGAUGAACACAACUUCACAUUAUUCAACACGGAUCACGGAAUUCGGAAUUGUUCGAAAAGACCUUCCAUAUACCUGCCCACGAAGGACAUACCUUCCGAUCAAAUUAUCGUGACAGAAAAAACGAAUAUCCUAUUAAGAUAUCUACAUCAGCAGUGGGAAAAGAAGAAUGCCUCACCUAAAAAGCGUGACCAGAGCCACAUAGAGCAGAACGGUGAAGAGAGUCGACCCCGCAAGAGACCUUGUCUCAACUCACCGCUAAACUGAAAUCCACUUCAACGUCACUUAUUUUGUGCUUCAGUUACAGACUUUACAAGUGAAUGGCAGUUUUUUAUCAAAUAUUUACAAUUGUAUCACUCCUCGAGGAGGAAAUCUUCAAUUCUUGAAGGAUUUUAAGUUUUGAAAUUAAGUUAGGUGCCAUCUUUUGACAAUAGCGCUUAUUUUUAGUUGUAAAAUGUAGCAGUGUUAAAUCAAUAGCCGAAUGAUAAGGCUAAGUAUUCAUUCCAAGAGAGCUGAUUUUCAACAAUUGUAUUUUUGUAACUGUGUCCUAUUCAAAUAUUUCCUCUGAUUAUUGCACAAUUGCUUUUCU
Aricia agestis (brown argus) is the source of this 764-nucleotide messenger RNA. RefSeq names its product DET1- and DDB1-associated protein 1. NCBI's taxonomy places the organism in Eukaryota, Metazoa, Arthropoda, Insecta, Lepidoptera, Lycaenidae. Gene Ontology annotation, cellular component: Cul4-RING E3 ubiquitin ligase complex. Gene Ontology annotation, biological process: positive regulation of proteasomal ubiquitin-dependent protein catabolic process. The transcript is spliced from 4 exons. The coding region runs from base 140 to 442 and encodes 100 amino acids. The record is from RefSeq and is a predicted model, not a curated record.